AUCUCCAUCCUUCUUUUACCUCGAAAUAUGCAAUGACUAACCAGUUGGUAUAGAACCUUAAAGAAUUCAUCAUGAGACAAGACGCUAAGAAGAAAAUUGGAACUAUAGAAAAGGGAAAAAGAUGAGAUUUCUUCAACCAGAAAUCCAUCGAGCUUCUCAAAGAGUGGCUUGAGGAUAACCUUGAUCAUCCUUACAUCGAAAGGAGGGAUCUCAUAAGAAUCCAGGAAGAGACAGGCCUCACUAAAAAACAAAUCAUGGGUUGGUGCACUAACAUUAGAAGAAGGAGACUCACUGUUGUACGUGACCCAGAUGGCAGCAGAAAACUUAUCCCUCUAGAGAAUCCUGAAAAGAAGAGGAAAAAGAAUGAAUCUGGAGAGAGAAAGCCGAUUGUAUUGGCUAACAAGAAGGAAGAGUCCUCUGAUGAGGCCUCUACGAAUAGCCAACAACAUAGUGUAUCUGCUCAGGAGCCAGGGGUUAAGGAAAACUCAGAGAACACCUCUGAAAAUAUUAUCCAGAAUGAGUUCAAGGAAAUGCCAAAAGAUUGCUCUGAAGAAUCUUCCCCAAAAUUGAAACAAGACUCGGACGAAAUUAGGAAGAGUGAGGAAGCCCUGAAGAAAUUGAAGGAGGAAUUAAAGAGCUUUAUGACUAUCCGCUUGAGUUCUUCUACAUUUUGAUGGUGAGAACUGAUUAACUCAUUUGACCCUUGCCCGGUUUAGUA
Molecule: messenger RNA, 718 nt
Organism: Moneuplotes crassus
Lineage: Eukaryota; Ciliophora; Spirotrichea; Euplotida; Euplotidae
Source: the annotation of a GenBank genome assembly